AUGGCGGACUCGACGAAGCCGGCCAGCAAGGCCCCAGAGAUCUCUGCCGAGGCCAAGAAAGCUGCAAAGGAGCUGUACCCCAUGUCCAACUGGAAAUACGACGCCUUCCUCCACACCUUUUCCAUCCUUGUCGACCUCUUCUUCCGCGAGGUGCACCCUCGUGGAGCCUGGCGUGUCCCGAGGACGGGCCCGAUCCUCUUCGUCGCCGCGCCCCAUGCCAAUCAGUUCGUGGACGGCCUGGUCCUCCAACGAUCCCUCAAGAACGAAGCAGAUCGCCGGGUCAGCCUGCUUAUCGCGCAAAAGUCUGUCCAUGGCUUCAUCGGAUGGGGUUCUCGCCUCAUGGGUUCAGUCCCCGUGGGCCGGGCUCAAGACAAAGCGAAGCCCGCCAAGGGCUUGAUCUACCUGCCUGACCCUGUCAACGAUCCCACAUUGAUUCGGGGCGUCGGUACAGAUUUCGAGAAAGAGGCGGAAGUAGGCGGCAUGUUGUUUCUGCCGUCCGCCAAGGGACAGUCUGGAACGUCUGUCGACAUUGCCAAGAUCUUGGGUCCAGAGGAGAUUCGCAUCAAGCGUGCGCCCCAGGGCAAGCUCGCCAUGUUCCAGCUCACUGGCCGGGACGACCUUGACGCCGAAGGCAAGCUCACGAACCCCCAACGCAAGGGGCCAAGAGAUGGCUAUGAGGGCACCAAGUACAAAGUCGCACCUCAUAUCGACCAGUCGGAAGUUUACCAGGCCAUUUUUGACAGGCUGCAAAAUGGAGGGUGUGUUGGCAUUUUCCCCGAGGGCGGCAGCCAUGACCGCACCGAACUCCUCCCGCUGAAGGCUGGUGUCGCCAUCAUGGCUCUGGGCACACUCGCGCAAGAUCCCGACUGUGGUCUUAAGAUUGUGCCCGUGGGCAUGAACUAUUUCCAUGCGCACAAGUUCCGCUCCCGGGCCGUGGUCGAGUUUGGCGCACCGUUCGAGGUCCCGCGGGAAUUGCUAGACAUGUACAUGAACAACCAGAGGCGAGAUGCGAUCGGACAGUUACUCGACAUGUGUUGGCAGUCUCUCAGUGCUGUCACUGUCUCAGCUCCUGAUUACGACACGUUGAUGCUCAUUCAGGCCUGCAGACGACUCUACGUCACAGGCAAGAAGGUGCCUCUGCCCACAGUGGUCGAACUCAACCGACGACUUGCUGUUGGCUUUUCGAAGCUGAAGGACGACCCGCGAAUCAUCAAAGUUAUGGCAGAUGUACGCAAAUAUGACAAGCAGCUCAGAUACCUAAACGUCAAGGACCAUCAACUUGCGGUGGCCAGGCUCUCGGUCCCAACCGUCAUCUUUACGCUGCUGUACCGCGUAGCCAAGAUCUUGGUUCUGUCGGUCGGCGUAGUACCAGGCCUGAUUCUCUUCACGCCAGUGUUCAUUACCACCAAGGUCAUUUCUGUGAGAAAAGCCAAGGAAGCGCUUGCUGGAUCGUCAGUCAAGAUCCAGGGCAGAGAUGUCAUGGCGACAUGGAAGCUCCUGGUAGCCAUGGCGUUCGCGCCUAUCGUCUACAACUUCUACUGCAUUCUCCUCGCGUACAAGGUGCACACGGACCGGCUCUACGGAUAUGUGCCGGAAUGGGUGUCCAUCUGGAUGAUCUUUAUUGCUGGCUGGAUCGUGUUCCCGGCCAUCACGUAUGCGUCACUACGCUUCGGCGAGGUCGGGAUGGACAUUCUCAAGUCGCUGCGGCCAUUGAUUUUGUGCAUCAACCCUGCGUCCAGCUACAGUUUGCAAAAGCUCCGAGAAAGACGCGCAGUCCUCGUCGAGGAGGUCGUCGAGGUCAUCAACCAGCUCGGACCCGAGAUCCACUCUGACUUUGAGCGCACACGGCUUAUCUCCGACCCUUACCACGGGGAGCCCACGUCUGGCUCCAGGACCGAGGAGGGCAAUGUUGACGGGUACGACGAGGGCGCGGGGCACCUGGACGCCCCCGAGUCGCCCCAGGCUCUGCGGCGGAGAGACACGACUCAGUCCAGCCGAGCGAUUCCCAGGACGGAAUCGUUCAGCAACAUUGGCGCGAUUGGCAUGUUUGCCUCGCGACCACCGUCCCGGUCGCGCAGCCGGAGCAGGCAGAACAGCAUGGGUGGGGGUUUUGGCAUGGGAGGGUUCCCGAUCUCUGGCUUUACGAGCCUGGACUCGCGGGAAGGGUUUAAUGAGGCGAGCAGCAAGAUCCGCGAAGCCAUGUACGAGCGUGGGCAGAUGCGGCGGAGGAAGAGCGGCUUCUCGACCGACGGUAGCACCGUGGGUGAUGGAAGCGAAGAGGGAUGGGAAGAGGCGAAGAAGUCGGCUUGA
Molecule: messenger RNA, 2310 nt
Organism: Microdochium trichocladiopsis
Lineage: Eukaryota; Fungi; Ascomycota; Sordariomycetes; Xylariales; Microdochiaceae
Exons: 2
Coding region: 1-2310 (769 amino acids)
Biological process (GO): phospholipid biosynthetic process
Cellular component (GO): endoplasmic reticulum membrane
Molecular function (GO): glycerol-3-phosphate O-acyltransferase activity; glycerone-phosphate O-acyltransferase activity
Source: RefSeq, a predicted model, not a curated record